AUGAAUCUAUUCAAACAUGGCGGUAUGCUCCCUCUUAUUUUACGAUCUAUCUAUCUCAGCUUGUUCGCAAUCUCUCUCGAUCUAUCUCGGUCUGUUCCUAUCUAUCUAUCUAUCUAUCUAUCUAUCUAUCUAUCUAUCUAUCUAUCUUAUUCUGUUAAUCUAUCUAUCUAUCUAUCUAUCUAUCUAUCUAUCUAUCUAUCUAUCUAUCUUAUUCUGUUAUCUUAUUCUGUUAAUCUAUCUAUCUAUCUAUCUAUCUAUCUAUCUAUCUAUCUAUCUAUCUCAGCCUGUUCGCAAUCUCUCUCGAUCUAUGUUGGUCUGUUUCUAUCUAUCUAUCUAUCUAUCUAUCUAUCUAUCUAUCUAUCUUAUUCUGUUAAUCUAUCUAUCUAUCUAUCUUAUUCUCCUCGUUCUAUGUUGGUCUCUUGUUGGUCUAUUUCUAUCUAUCUAUCUAUCUAUCUAUCUAUCUAUCUAUCUAUCUAUCUUAUUCUGUUAAUCUAUCUAUCUAUCUAUCUAUCUCAGCCUGUUCGCAAUCUCUCUCGAUCUAUGUUGGUCUGUUUCUAUCUAUCUAUCUAUCUAUCUAUCUAUCUAUCUAUCUAUCUAUCUUAUUCUGUUAAUCUAUCUAUCUAUCUAUCUAUCUAUCUAUCUAUCUAUCUAUCUAUCUUAAUCUCCUGUUCGCAAUCUCUCUCGAUCUAUGUUGGUCUGUUUCUAUCUAUCUAUCUAUCUAUCUAUCUAUCUAUCUAUCUAUAUAUCUAUCUAUCUAUCUAUCUACUCCUAUGUUUGUCAAACUCCCUGGUCAAGGCCGAUAACUCCGUGCGGUUAUCUCCCUUAGUUGGCUCCGCCAUAACACAACUACAUAUACACGUGGUGACGUCAUUGUCCGGUCGGUGGGAAACUGGGAGGGACACCGCUGGUCAAUUUCAUUAUCUAUCUAUCUAUCUAUCUAUCUAUCUAUCUAUCUAUCUAUCUGAUUCUGUCCAUAUCUCUCUCUAUCUUUCUAUCUAUCUAUCUAUCUGA
Messenger RNA from Acanthosepion pharaonis, 1011 nucleotides. The record is from the annotation of a GenBank genome assembly. Lineage: Eukaryota; Metazoa; Mollusca; Cephalopoda; Sepiida; Sepiidae.